Messenger RNA from Malurus melanocephalus (red-backed fairy wren), 5353 nucleotides. RefSeq names its product 5-phosphohydroxy-L-lysine phospho-lyase (gene PHYKPL). The transcript is spliced from 14 exons. Gene Ontology annotation, molecular function: pyridoxal phosphate binding; transaminase activity. Gene Ontology annotation, cellular component: mitochondrion. Lineage: Eukaryota; Metazoa; Chordata; Aves; Passeriformes; Maluridae. Bases 3973 to 5235 code for a protein of 420 amino acids. The record is from RefSeq and is a predicted model, not a curated record.
GCCUGCAAAACAUUGAUACAGAAUACCAGAAUAGUGCUUUUCCCUCUCAGUGCUCUGCAAGGCCACCGUCCCCCUCCCAGCACAGAGCCUCUGCUGUCACAGCACCCAGGACAUUUGUUUGCAAUGGGGGGAGGCUGGAAUGACCAUCCCAGCACAGGAAUGCAGCUGCAUCCACCCCCAUCAGUGCUACAGCUCAGCUACCAAACCUUUUUGUGACCCUCUUUAGAAACUGCCAGGAAAGGCCUUGGUUGGCUCUGCAUGUACAAAGAUCAUCUGUGCACCUGUAGCUGUUCAGGAAUGUUCAGGACCUUGGACUCACUACUGCCCAUGUGUAGCAGCUUCCCCAGACUCCUCCUGCUGCCUUUCCCAUCAGGAAUGCUGGCAGGUAUGGAUCCUGCUGCAUGCUGUUGKCACUUUGGCUACGAGGAGCUGACCAGCAGGUCUCCAAGGCCUGUGGGUGGCACAGCUCCUCUACCAGCCCCUUGUCAUCAGAGGAACAGAGACCCCUGGAGAGCAGAAGCCCAGAACAGAGCGGCAAUGGAUCUCCCAGCAGGGAUGUCACUGGCAUCUCAAGUCCAUCUGGGUCCUCAGCUGAGAUUGGAGCAUUUGGCCUUUCUACUCUGAACAGAGUGUACCUGGUUCCCUGCCCAUGGCAGGGAGUUGGACCUAGAUUAUCUUUAAAGACCCUUUCAACCCCUGUCAUUUUGUGGUUAUCAAUCGUAUUAUUCAGAUCAACACUUUAUUAGAGGAACUGUUGAGUUCUGUACUGAUUACACAGAAACUAAGAUGAAAUCUGUUUGGACUUCCAUGUGCCUUUCACACAAAUAUAUAUUUAGAAGAGUAGUUAAACAUGGAGCAGUCAUGAUCUUACUGCAAUGAGUUAAAAAGAUGUGUUUUGCUCUGCAAAUUCAUGCCAGAACAAUUGAUUAUUUUCUUCCAUAUGAAAAUGUUUAUGUGGGUUUUUCUAAAUACUUUGACUUUGCAAAUAGCUCAUGAAGAUAAAUUUUAAGUUUUAGGUAGUACUGGCAAGUCUUGCUCAAAACUCAGUCACGACCUCAGCCUUUCACAAAGCUUAGGGCAUUUUUUCUCCAUGAAACCUCUCUCCUUUUGUUUUUCCCUCUGGUUUGAAAGAAUCUGAGACUGCUUUAAAGCAAUUCCAAAAUGUAGCUGAAUGUUACCACUAUAUGUCAUCAGCAAUGAAGAUGAYUGACAGAGAGGCUGCUAAUGUUUGUGAAAUGUGGGUCAGUCUGAGGUUGAGCCACUGAUUUUUCUUCAUCACUAAAAUAUUUGGUAUAAUUUCAUGGAUUUAUCAAUAGACAUUCUGGUAACACACUAAAGUUACUGAUAUUGGAGGAACCUGGUAUUCAGAUAAAUGUAUUUUUUACUUUACAAAGCAAAAUUCCUUUCUCUAAUUUAACAGUCUGUGAAAGGAGGGUGAUUUUCAUUAGGUUAAGCUAACCAUGCCUGCUGCUGCCAAGGAGCAGAGAAAAUGCAGCUUUCUUUAUGGCUUGUUCCAUUUUAAAUUGUAGCUAAUGGACAUCUUUCCAGUCAUUACCAACAUCCUCUCUCUAACAAAGUUCCCAAACUGAAUCAUAAGGGCACAGGAACUCACUUGAGACACCUGAAAGGUUUUUCAGCCACAAAGCUCUGCAGGCAGGGCUGCCUUGCCAUGAGACACAGCAAGAGCAUUCUGUGACUGAGGCUGGAGCUGCUGCUGGCUCUGAUUGUGUCAGUGCUGGUGCUCCAGGAGUGGUGAUGCUGCACCCAAAUGUGAGUACGGGGAGCAGUCCCUAAAGCUUCUGGGGAGGAUGGGUUUGGGGUAGAAGGAAAUAAAGCAAAGAAAAACCCAUGUAUGUAACUUCACAGUGCUGGCAGCUUGAGAGGAUCUUUGCCAGAGYAUGAGCCUGAUGAUUUGGCCUGUUCUGAUGGGGACAAAUGAGAUUAAUUAAGGGUUUGCAGCUCAAUCGUGGCUUGGCCAGUGAGCUCAGGAAUAUUUCUUUGGAUUAUGAAAGAGGUGGCAGAGAAAUCCUGAUCUGACCCCAAACUGAAACUGUUUCCAAGUGUCAAUUCAUCAAUCUUUUAGUUUAAAAAAUAAUAAUCAAGACAUUGCUUUGUUUUAUUCCCAUGGGGAGUUGCCUCUCCUGUAUGCACUGCUUCUGACACUUCCUGUAUAUAUUAUGGUGAUGAAUUUAUUUCUGUAUGGAUUUUUCUCCUGUGUAUUUAAAAAUAAGAAUGUUUCCUUUAAUGUUAAGCGACUUUGUGAUGUGUUUUCUUUUUAGGAAACCAAUAGAUAAAAUAUUUAGAUGAACUUUUGUCUUCUAUAAUUUCAUAAAUUCAGCAUCUGAGAUCCUUAAGCAAACCAGCAAAACACAUGGGAAKUUCCAGCAGUUUAAGACAUCCUAUGCAAUGGUGCAAAGUAAUCCAUGGAGAAUGACAUCUGUGGUUUUGAGACUGUUAUAGGAACCACUACCCAGGGUAAGGUUUUAUACGGAUGGUUCUGUUGGUUUUGACAUGGUUUUGCACACAGGCUCUUGGUCAAGAAUGCAAGAACUCAUAGAAACUAAUUAAAGUAUUAAGCCAGCAAUAUCUCAGCUUUACCAUAGUGGUAAAUAACUCCCCUGACCUGUCAAUGUAAUGUGCACCAAAAAGGCGUUCUUGGUCAGUGACUGCUGGUUCAAUGCUGCCCUCUAGAGGAGACGUUUUUAAAAACAGAAGCAAAUUUUAUGUAAAUUUUCUGCUGUGACAGUGUGCCUUAAUUGACAGCACUCUUACAGAUGGGCAUGACUUCAUGUAACUCUGGUCUCAACAGAUACUUGUAAAACCAGGAGUACAUGGAUAGAAAAUUCUUUUUUCCCCCAAAUCUGGUAGCUCUCUCAAGAAAUACCAUUAUACUCUCACAUUUUUUAGUGCCACUGUUGCCCAGAUAAUUUUAAGCAUUAUACAAAUACAGUCUACCUGAAGUAGGUUUCCUGACACACUUCUAUUUUUAAAAUUUUGAGCAUGGAARCUCUGAAUUAUUUCCAUUAUAGACAACAGACUGAUCUUUUAGAUAUGCAAAAAUAUUAGUAACAACAAAUGAUAAAAAUGUGAAAAUUCAAAUGUCUUCAAACCACUCAUCCUGUGCAAAUACUGCAGGUAUGUGCCUGAAUUCAGAACAAUGAGUUUGGUUCCAAUGUGCUCUAGCAUAGGAAGGAGUGUCCUCAGCAGUUUCCACAGGYGCAAAGAACUUCAGUAUUGCUUUGUUUAUUAUGAAACUCCUGAAUUUCACCUGUUCAGGACAGGCUGACAUACUGAGCAGCACAGCCAGCCUUGCAGGGUUUAACCAGAAGAUUUUCAAGUGAGAAGUGAAAUACAUGGAUAAUUUCAAGAGGCCUGUGACACUAGCUUGCCAAGGCAAUCACUGUGGCACACACUGAACCUGGCAACUUUACAGGACAGCAUUUAUGUAAGCCUGUUUCUUGACUCUUUUGCAAUAGUGUUUUAAUUUUUUUUUAACAAAAAGGAGGGGGCAGAUAGAAACAUCUGGUCACUCUAGUUAGUCCAGUCUCAGUGUCAUUUACUAGAGUCACCUGACUUCUGUGUCCCUGGCACUGCACUGGACCUGGCCAUAAUUAAUUUAGUUUGAAAUACUCUAYAGCUCCACUUCAGGAAAUCUAUUGCAGAGUGAAGAAAAACAGAGAGUGCUACAGCUGUACGAAUGACCCUGAAGAGCCUGUUUCUCCCUCCGAGUGGGGUGUGCGGCAGGAUGCACCCGAGCGGUGUAACCCCCGGGGUGUUUGGUUUAAGGCUACAGUUAGUGAACCUGUAACAAUCGCCUGCACCAAACUAYCUGGAAAAUCAGAACGUUGGCAAGAACAGCAAGAACAUAGUAAGAACAAUAAAAAGAACAUAGCAAGAACAAUCACAAGCUCUUCUUGCAAGCUGUUUUUUUCYAAUGACCCAGUGAAGAUCGUGAAGGCAAAAGGCCAGUACAUGUAUGAUGAGAAUGGGAGGCGAUACCUUGACUGCAUAAACAAUGUCGCUCACGUUGGGCACUGUCACCCUGACAUAGUAAAGGCAGCCCAUGAACAGAAUCAAUUAUUAAAUACAAAUUCUCGUUACCUUCAUGACAACCUGGUUGAUUAUGCAGCGAGACUUUCAAAAACACUACCUGAGAAAUUAUGCAUCUUCUAUUUUUUGAAUUCAGGAUCUGAAGCCAACGAUCUUGCCCUGAGAUUGGCACGGCAGUACACAAAGCAUGAGGAUGUUGUUGUUUUAGACCAUUGUGCCAAUUGUUUUUUAAGUGCUUACCAUGGACAUCUGACAUCUUUGAUUGACAUAAGCCCAUAUAAAUUCAGAAAUCUAGAAGGACAAAAGGAAUGGGUCCACGUGGCUCCUAUUCCGGACACAUACAGAGGACUUUAUAGAGAAGACCAUGAAGAUCCAGUAACAGCCUAUGCUGAUGAAGUGAAAAACAUUAUUGAGCAUGCACAUAAGAGAGGCAGAAAGAUUGCUGCAUUUUUUGUUGAAUCUCUACCAAGUGUGGGUGGUCAAAUCAUUCCUCCAGCAGGCUAUUUUCAGAAGGUUGCAGAGCAUGUACACAAGGCAGGAGGUGUAUUUAUUGCUGAUGAAAUUCAAGUUGGCUUUGGCAGGGUUGGCAAGCACUUUUGGGCAUUCCAGCUUCAGGGAGAAGAUUUUAUACCUGAUAUUGUCACCAUGGGGAAACCAAUAGGAAAUGGGCACCCACUUGCUUGUGUAGCAACAACAAAAGAAAUUGCAGAAGCAUUUACGGCCACAGGAGUAGAGUAUUUUAAUACAUUUGGUGGGAACCCCGUUUCAUGUGCCAUUGGAYUAGCUGUGCUAGAUGUGAUUGAGAAGGAACACCUUCAGGCUUAUGCCACAGAGGUAGGCAACUUUUUGAUGAAGCUACUCAAGGAACAGCAAAUCAAGCAUCCCAUCAUUGGUGAUGUCAGGGGUUGUGGUUUAUUCAUUGGAGUGGACCUAGUCAAGGACCAAGAAGAAAGGACUCCAGCCACAGCAGAAGCAGAGUAUUUAAUAACAAGACUUAAGGAAAAUUAUAUUCUACUGAGUACAGAUGGGCCAGGAAGAAAUGUGCUGAAAUUCAAGCCCCCAAUGUGCUUCAAUAUGGAGGAUGCAAGUUUUGUUGUGGAGACCAUUGACCAGAUACUAACAGGUUUCAAACAAUGUUCAAGAUCUACUAAGAAACAUUAUUCWACUAUAAUAAUGCACAUUUAAUCUUCAUCCUAACAUGUCUUAGACCAGAUAAGUCACCUUUGAUUUUUUUUUUGUUUUCAUUUAUCUUGUUUCUAGUAAAAGCUUUAGGAGAAAUAAAUUUUACAAGAGCUUGUCUCAA